AUGGCAGACCAUCGGGUGCCAGACAUUGUCUUGCGAAACAAUGCUGAAAACGCAUCUUCUCGAAAACCUCGUAGUAAUUCGAAUUUUACCGCAAUAGAAAAAUCAACGCAUCCUGCAAAUGAUAUGAAAAGAAACAAUGCAUUGAGCAAUGCUUUUGUUACUGAUGAGAUAUACGAUUCAACAAAAACAUUCAUAUCUGAUCAGUUUAUGUCCUCAAAUGGUAGUCUUGCUGCAACCUCAUCUGCUGCUCUGCUAGUUGGAGUAAACUCUGGUGAUAAAAUCCCAUCUAUCAACAUUCAUACUGCAAAAUACCAGAUUUCUACAUUGGAUUCUAAACCAAGCCUAUCAUCAAGAAUCAAUGCAUCUACACCUGAACCAUAUUCCUCUUCAAUCCAACAGCCUCAAAUACUGGACCUUCGUACCUCUUCUCAAUCGACUCCAUUAACAUAUGCACUUGGUUCAGAUCUUUUAUCAGCAACGCCAUCAUAUGCUCAUCCCAUCGCCAACGAACCUGGGCUAACAAUAAAAGGAUUGUAUGAAUACAUAAAAAGCGAGCUUACUAGUUCAGAUUUUGAUGAGAGUCAGGAUUUUAAGACUGAACGAAUUCGCAACUUUCUUAAUGUUCCUCGCGAGUUGGAAAAGUUUAUGUACUUGGGAUACCUUAUUUGUCUCGACUCUUUUCUCUAUAUAUUCACAAUACUUCCCAUGCGUGUACUGAUUGCAUCAUGGUGGUUGAUAUGCUGGUGCUUUGGUGGCAAAAAAAUGAAACCAGCACAAAAAACGGAUUUGAUAAAAGGUGCACUAGUUUUUAUUUGUACAUACAUUUUGCAUUAUUUCGAUGCAUCACGGCUGUAUCACUCUGUUCGAGGCCAGGCACUAAUCAAGCUCUAUGUGAUCUUUAAUGUUCUUGAGAUUUGCGAUAAACUAUGCAGUGCAUUUGGUCAUGAUAUUCUAGACUCGCUGUUUUCAUUGUCGCAUUCUCGUAAAAAAUCUGCUGCUGCAACAAGAAGAAUAAGCAGAUUUACACACUUUAUAGUUGCAGUCUUGUAUAUAUUUGCACAUUCACUUGUUCUGUUUUACCAAGUCAUGACCCUGAACGUUGCCGUCAAUUCGUUCAACAAUGCACUCAUGACUUUGUUACUAAGCAAUCAGUUUGUGGAAAUUAAAGGAAGCGUAUUCAAGCGAUUUGAAAGAGAAAAUCUAUUUCAGUUGAGCUGCAGCGAUAUUGUUGAGCGAUUUCAGCUUUCUGUCUUUCUCAUCAUUAUUGGAAUUAGAAAUUUCAUUGAGCUUGUUGGUGGAGAAACCAUUGCGUCUUUUCCAACCUAUAUCUAUGAGGUGUAUAAAAGCAUGCCAUCCAUUUUGUGGAUAUCCGAAAAAGUAAUGCUGCUUUUUCCAAAAAAAAUUCCCACAGAUCCAACACAGGUUUGGACAGACUUUCAGGUACUGGUCGCUAGCACAAAUCAUAUUAUUACGCGAGUGCUGUCUUUACAAGAGUACAAGCUUGUCGAAACCAUUCUUGGGCCAAUUGUAAUUGUAUAUCUUACUGAAAUCUUGGUCGAUUGGCUAAAGCAUGCAUUCAUUACCAAAUUUAAUGGAAUAUCACCAACCGUAUACGAGCGCUAUCGUAACAGCCUUUGUCGAGAUUUGCUGGGUGGUGGGAAAAAAAUUGCGCAUGUUUUAGAGGAUGAAACAAUGAAAAUGUCAUCUGUUGAUCGUUCUCCAAUUGUUGCUCGUCGCAUUGGAUUUGUAUCCAUCCCUUUGGCUUGUUUGGUUAUUAGAGUUGCAAUUCAGACCAUGCAAAUGAUUUCAAUUCAUAGCAAAGCGCAAGAUACGUUUAUGCCAGAACCAAUGACUAAUAAUAGCAAUGAUGACGGCAUAGUUGGCUGGCAAAUUCCAUUCACAAUACCACCGUGGCUUAAUUCAGAAGGAUUUUCACUGUUGCUGAGUCGCUUUUCAAUCUUCGACUCUCUGUUAUGGGCUAUACCGCUCUAUUUUGCACUCGUCAUUUUUAAACUUUGUCUUGGGCUGCAUUUGCUACGUUUGGCAAAGCUUAGGCUUGAUAGUGCAUCAGUCGAUAUGGCGGCUGGUAGAUCAUCCUUUUCUACUACUCCUAUUGCAAAUGCAGAUAUGUUGUCUAAAUUUCCUACACUUGGUUCACGUCUUCGAAACGAAUCCAUUAUAUCCAAAGGAACUCCAGUUGCGAUGACCAGUACUGAUAUCCCGAUUGUAGCUGACCCGAUUUCUGGCACUUUACGUAAAGCCAGUGCUAGUAUUAUACCAACUGCAUCACAGCCGAUACGAAAAUCUGUCGACUCCACCGCAACACGUCGUUUAGUAGAAUCUGUUCAUCAGCUUGAAGAUACCCCUACAGCCUAUAAUCAUGCCUUUUCUAAAGAACUUGCACCAUCUACUUUAAAAGAUACUGAGCAAGCUAGCAACGACAAUCAGCAGAACGAAUCUGCUCUGACUUCUUUAGGGUCGUCUAGUUUGUCAUUGGAGUCGUUGGAGUCAUUGCAAAAUGACACAGAAAUUACAUCCAAUUUGAUCACUCCACUUUCGCCUGGAAUCAAUGAGGACAAACUUGACAAAAUUGAUAGGUUUACCAUGGUCAAGAGUCGUAUUGUAUGAUUUAGCUUUUUGUAACCGUGUAAAAUAUGAUUCCUGUUUCCACUAUUUAGGAUGAAUAAAGCUAUAAAACGCCAUUUGUUUAUUG
Batrachochytrium dendrobatidis JAM81 is the source of this 2713-nucleotide messenger RNA. RefSeq lists its product as uncharacterized. The transcript has 8 exons. The record is from RefSeq and is a predicted model, not a curated record. The coding region runs from base 1 to 2628 and encodes 875 amino acids. Gene Ontology annotation, cellular component: endoplasmic reticulum membrane. Lineage: Eukaryota; Fungi; Chytridiomycota; Chytridiomycetes; Rhizophydiales.